Messenger RNA from Paramisgurnus dabryanus, 3350 nucleotides. The record is from RefSeq and is a predicted model, not a curated record. Lineage: Eukaryota; Metazoa; Chordata; Actinopteri; Cypriniformes; Cobitidae.
ACUCCAGUACAGUAGGUGGCGGUGUGCACCUUUAAAGUUGGUUUACAACCCGCCAGUAAACCCACAAAAGAAGACGAGACAAGACGAGAGAAAUGUAUGGGGAGAAAAGACGCGUUUCUUGGGGUUUCUUGAAGUGUUUAAAAACGAGAAUCUUGCCUGCAAUCAGAAGUACAGCCCGUAUUUCUACCCCGAGGAGGUGGUUCGUCAUCACUUCGGACUGUUUCAUCCACACCUAUAAAGUGAUUGAGACCUUCAGUGAAGCUCCUCCUACAACAAUCCACCAAUAACACAGAGAGAAAUCACUUCAUGUGUGACAACUGAAAUCUUCAUGACUUAUUGUUGGUGUUGGUGAAAGAGGAGCUUGAGAAGAUGAAAGAUCCACAACCAUGCAGAAUUAAGACUGAAGAAAUUGAAGAGCAAAUAGAUAUGAUAGAAGUGAAAAAGGAGAGUCACGAUGAAGUGGAUGAGAAACAUCAGAUUGUAAAAAUAAACCAUAAUGUUUCACAGAAAGGAGCUCUGAGAACAGAAGACAUAAAGUGUGAAAUGAGUUUCAGUCAAGAUGGACGCCCUGAGGAUCACAAUAGGACUCACAGCGAGAAGAAGCCGUUCACAUGUCAUCUGUGUGAAAAUAGUUUUAGAUUUAAAAGUAAACUUGAGACUCACAUGAAAAUUCACACCGGAGAGAAACCUUACAAGUGUCAUCUGUGUGGAAAGAGUUUUACAGUUGAAUUUAGCCUUAAGACACACAUGAGAAUUCACACUGGAGAGAGACCAUUCACAUGUCUUCAGUGUGGAAAGAGUUUUAUAUCUUCAGGUGACCUUACGAGACACACAAGAAUUCACACCGGAGAGAAACCACACGCGUGUCAUGAGUGUGGAUACCGGUUUACAACCUCAGGUACCCUUAAGAAACAUUUGAGAAUUCACACUGGAGAGAAACCUUACACAUGUAGUCUGUGUGGAAAGAGUUUUAAAUCUGCAGGUGACCUUACGAGACACACAAGAAUUCACACCAGAGAGAAACUGUUCACAAACCAUGAGUGUAAAAAAGUUUCAGAAGUAAAAAUAACCCUAACCCGUAACCUUAAGAAACAUUUGAUAAUUCACCCUGGACAGAAACCUUACACGUGUCAUCUGUGUGGAAAUAGCUUCACAGUUAAAUCUAGCCUUAAGUUACACAUAAGAAUUCACACCGGAGAGAAACCGUUCACAUGUUAUCUGUGUGGAAAGAGUUUCAAAGAUGAUUCUAGCCUUAAGAGACACACAAGAUUUCACACCGGAGAGAAGCCACACGCGUGCCAUGAGUGUGAAAAGAGUUUUACAACUGCAGGUAACCUUAAGACACACAUGAAUAUUCACAUCGGAGAGAAACCAUUCACAUGUCAUCUGUGUGAAAAGAGUUUCAGAGAAAAAAUUACUCUUGAGACUCACAUGAGAAUUCACACUGGAGAGAAACCUUACACUUGUUUCCAGUGUGGAAAAAGUUUCUCAGCUGAAAGUAACUUUAAGAGACACGCAAUGAUUCACACUGGAGAGAAACCGUUCACAUGCCAUAAGUGUAAAAAAAGUUUCAGAAGUAAAUGUUGCCUUAAAACACACAUGACAAAGCACAGUAAAGAGAAACCUUACUCAUGUCUUCAGUGUGGAAACCGUUUCAAAAGUCAAGGCGCUGUAAAGAAACACAUGAUAAUUCACACCAGAGAGAAACUGUUCACAUGUAAUCACUGUGGAAAGAGUUUCAGAAGAAAACCUACCCGUAGAAAACACACGAAACCGUUUGCAUGUCCUCAGUGUGGAUUGAGACCUUCAGUGAAGCUCCUCCUACAACAAUCCACCAAUAACACAGAGAGAAAUCACUUCAUGUGUGACAACCUAAAUCUUCAUGACUUAUUGUUGGUGCUGGUGAAAGAGGAGCUUGAGAAGAUGAGAGAUCCACAACCAUGCAGAAUAAAGACUGAAGAAACUGAAGAACAAAUAGAUAUGAUAGAAGUGAAAAAGGAGAGUCACGAUGAAGUGGAUGAGAAACAUCAGAUUGUAAAAAUAAACCAUAAUGUUUCACAGAAAGGAGCUCUGAGAACAGAAGACAUAAAGUGUGAAAAGAGUUUCAGUCAGGAUGGACGCCCUAAGGAUUACAAUAGGACUCACAGCGAGGAGAAGCCGUUUACAUGUCAUCUGUGUAAAAAGAGUUUCAAUUAUAAAAGUAAACUUGAGACUCACAUGAGAACUCACACUGGAGAGAAACCACACGUGUGCCAUAAGUGUAAAAAUAGUUUUAUAUCUACAAGUAACCUUGAGAAACAUUUGAGAAUUCACACUGGAGAGAAACCUUACAAGUGUCUUCAGUGUGGAAAGAGUUUCACAGUUGAAUCUACCCUUACGAGACACACAAGAAUUCACACCGGAGAGAAACCUUGCACAUGUCAUCUGUGUGGAAAGAGUUUCACAGUUGAAUCUACCCUUAAGACACACAUGAGGAUUCACACCGGAGAGAAACCACACGCGUGCCAUGAGUGUGGAAACGGGUUUACAACCGUGAGUACCCUUAAGGCACACAUCAGAAUUCACACUGGAGAGAAACCUUACACAUGUGAUUUGUGUAAAAAGAGUUUCAGAGUUAAAAGUAGCCUUAACAUACAUGCAAGGAUUCACACAGAAACUGUUGACAAAAAGCCGUUCACAUGUCAUCUGUGUAUAAAGAGUUUUAGAUUUAAAAGUAAACUUGAGACUCACAUUAGAACUCACACUGGAGAGAAACCACACGUGUGCCAUGAGUGUACCCUUAAGAAACAUUUGAGAAUUCACACUGGAGAGAAACCUUACAGGUGUGAUUUAUGUGAAAAGAGUUUCAGAGUUAAAAGUAGCCUUAACAUACAUGCAAGGAUUCACACCAGAGAGAAACUGUUCACAAACCAUGAGUGUAAAAAAGUUUCAGAAGUAAAAUGAACCUUAACACUCUAACUGGUGCAGCUCUUUUUGAGUGGGGGGUGAUGAAAAGGUGAUGUGCACCUUCAAAUUAAUAUAAUUCUGGCAUAUUUUUGGUCUAGAACAAGCGUGCCGCACAAGCCCUGAAAAGUGAAGCCAAAACGUCUCGAUUGUUGCACUUCAAUUAUCUUUUUUCCAAAGCUGGUUUCUGUCAUUUACUGUAGUUUUUAUCACGCUGAUGUAAAUUCAAGUGUUUGUUUUUAAAAUAAGUUUUAGUUAUUUAAUGCUAUAAAACGGUGGUGUCACAUCAUGAUUGACAGCUGUGAUAUGCCGUUCUGCGAGGGCGGGGCCUUGAUUUUGCGGCUUUACUUCCUGCUCACUACUGUGCAGGACUGGUCCCGAAAUCGCUACUGUGCAGACUCAAGAUG